Messenger RNA from Sapajus apella (tufted capuchin), 24070 nucleotides. RefSeq names its product mucin 19, oligomeric (gene MUC19). Gene Ontology annotation, molecular function: protein binding. The record is from RefSeq and is a predicted model, not a curated record. The coding region runs from base 6397 to 23886 and encodes 5829 amino acids. Lineage: Eukaryota; Metazoa; Chordata; Mammalia; Primates; Cebidae. The transcript has 165 exons.
UGGCACAUGUUUAUUUAUGUAACAAACCUGCACAUCCUGCACAUGCAUCCAGGAACUUAAAAAUUAAAAAAAAAAAAAAAACUUGCCCAUACUGAUGCUAUUGUUCUUUCAACAGUUGACCUUUUCUCUGGCAUUGUAUCUUUAAGUGUAUAAACACUUAAGCCACAUCAUUUUGAAACAAGAAGGAGACAUUAGCCUAUUGUUCUUUCUGAUGGAUAUGCUUUAAGCUAUGUAUAGAAGUUAUACAAUGUAUGUUUUCAUAUUAUUAGAUGAUUUAUCCAAUUGAUAUACUGUCACAAAAGAGUUAAAAUGUUUAAUGUUCUUGUAAAAGAGGCUACCUAGUGAGAAGUUUCAAAACAAAAUAAAUCUUUUUCCUAAAAAAAUUUUUAAGAAUACUAUUUAACAUUUGCUAAGUUGAUAUUAUUAAUUCAUGUGUAUAUAAUAUAUACUUUUUCUAUUAUGUUAUUAAUUCCACAUUCUUUGAAAUCUGAGAGGAUAAAAAAGCUUUCAUAUAUAAUCAUCAAAUCAGGAUCUUCAUGAAAAAUUUUAAAAACUCAUAGAAAAGCAACAAAUGUAAACAUAACAUGCUGUUAUAUUAUUGCCAUCUUGAGUUUUAGUUCCACUGUAAACCAAAUUUUAUCUAUGGUUAUUAACAUUAUAAUGGAAAAGUUCUAGAAAGCAUCAUUAAAACUUAGUAAUUAUUUUUCACUACUAGGCAAUUGUGAACUGUUAAAAUCAAACAAAGACUGUUAACACCACCAGUACAUUUGUCUUUUGUACUGACUCAUUGAGGAUGAAUCUAGUCUAGACGUUUCUAAUGGGGAAAACUCUUCUUAUCCAUCAUGUAUUCCCAGUUUAAGUACUGUGUAAAAUAACUGCAUGUUGUAUUAAACUGAAUUACAUCUUAAUGUAAAUAGUUGCAAUAGUAAAACCUAUUUAAGAAUCGUUUUUGAAUAGACUAUUUAAAUCUAUUUAAGACUAAAUGACUAUUAUGACUAUUACUACUGCCAUUGUUAUUUAAUGUAACCUGUUUUUGAGCCCAAUAAAAUUAUUCACUAAAUCAGUCUUUCAAUAUUUACUAAGCACUUAUUUGUGCCAAGCUCUCUUCCAGGCAUUGGGACUCAGCAGUGAACAAAACACCCAGAGAUCCCUGCCCUUAUCAAACUUCGAUUCUACUGCUAAAGACAGAUAAUAACUACAUGUGAGUAAAUAGAUUACAUUAAGAUGUAUACAUUGGCUGGUGGUAAGUGCUAUAGAGAAACAGAGCAGAAAAUAGAUACAGGGAAGGAGUGGAGUGGGGUGAGAUUUAUGGCCUAAAGUAAGGUAUUCAGGAAAAGUAUUCAUGUGCAGUUAGUAUUUCAGCAAAGACAUAAAUGCAGUGAGGAAGUGGAACCUGGGAGAACUAGCAAUCUCACAAAAGUAUAAAAAUGUCUGCAAGAAAUUUGUCAUAAUUUAUUUCAAAAUUUGGUAUAAAAUAUUGAUAACAUGAUUUUCUUAGGCUAUCUAUCCAUCUUCUUAGACAUCUGCUUAAAACAUAUUCAAAUUAUCCACAUUUUAAAACCCUUACAUAUAGGGAGGAUUUAACUCAUUAAUGAUAAAAUCUAAUUAUAACUCUGAAAAAGUUAUUUUGGAGGAAGAACUACUUAUAGCAUAUAGAAGUGUGGCAGGCCAGGUCUCACUGAUGCAGGCCUCCAUAACGGCUGUUUCAGCACUGACUGAGUGGUUAAGUUAAAUACUAAAAGCCAGUGCCCUUAUACAAAGGCUGGAAUGUAACACAAGCCCAUCAAGAGUUUUGCCUAGGCCUUUUUUGGGCCUUAAAGCAUGGCAAAAUAAUGAAGGAAUUCUUAACAGGACGCAUUGAGGACUAAAAAAAUUUUACUGUGAGUCUAAAGAAACUCCCUAGGCCUCCAUAAACAAGUUUAUUGGGGAUCUGAAGGAACACCCCAAACCGCCAUGAUUUAGCAGGAGACAAGAUAGGGGUAAUCACCCUAGCACCUGGACCCAUUUACGUUAAGUAAAUUUACUGAGGCUCCAGAGGAAACCUUUCAGGACUCAGACAUUAGUUAUAGAUUAAAAGAAGCUAAUCACUAAUGUCUUUAGAUGAAUGCACACUUACACGUAGACAUAUAGCUUACAUGGUAUAUAGCUUAAGGUAUACAAGCUCUGGAAAACUUUGAAAUUUUGAGUUGCUCUGGCAACAAUUUCCAGGCCUUCUCCCUGCAACUGGUUGCAGAAAUUAAAACUCUUUUCCUCCCCAACUCAUCUGCAUUUCACUAUUGGGCCAUGAGAAAUAGCAGCCCAAUGCUCAGUUUGGUCUGGCAACAGAAGUAAAUACUAGCUAUUUGUAAAAUAUUAAAAUAUGUCAUAAAAAUCUGAGUUUUAGUGAGGCAAGGGAGCAUAAUGUGUGGAUAUCUGAGGAGAGUAUUCCAAGGACCAGAAGCAGCAGUACAAAGGUGGGAUGGUUUAUUAGCCUAUUUCAUACUUUUAAUAAAGACAGAACUGAGACUGGGUCAUUUAUAUAAAGGAAAGAGGUUUAAUUGACUCACAGUUCAGUGUGGCUGGGGAGGCCUCAUUACAAUCAUGGCAAAAGGGGAAGAAAACAUAUCCUUCCUCACAUGGCAGCAGGAAGAAGUGCCUAGCAAAGUGGGAAAAGCCCCUAAUUAAACCAUCAGAUAUCAUGAGAACUCACUAUCAUGAGAAUAGCAUGGAGGUGACUGCCCCCAUGAUUAAACUACCUCCCACUGGAUCCCUCCUACAACACAUGGGGAUUAUGAAAACUAAAAUUCAAGAUGAGAUUUGGAUGGGGACAUAGCCAAACAAUAUCAGAUGGUGAAUGUAAUUCCCAGUCAUGAUUGUAUCUGAUGAGCUCCACCAAUGGUUGGGAGGCCUCUGAGGCUGGAGUAGAGACAGUAAGAGCAGGUAGGUAAAAGGUGAAAUGAGAGAGUUGGGUCUGAUGGAGCAUGGCCUUGUAAGCCAUUUAAUGAUGUUGGUUUUAUUUUGAAUGAAAUGGGGCCAUGCAGAGUUUUGAGUGGAGAAACACAUGAUAGCCAGUUUGCACAGGACCAGUCUUGCUGAUGUCCUGAGAUUAGCCACAGUGAAUAAGUAGAUAAGCAGAGAGAUGAGCUGAAAGUCCAUUAUGGUAAUGUAGGCCAGAGGUGAUGUCAGCAUAAAUGAGGGCAAUCAGGGGUGCUGAGCAGAGGUUGGGCUCAAGAUGUACUUUACAGUAAAAAUUAAGAGGAUUUUCUGAUGGAAUGGGUAGGGGAUGCGUGAGAGAAAAAGAGGAGUCAAGGAAGGCUCCAAAUUGUGGGUAGAGGUAACUGGAAGAAUAGAGCCUCCAUUAACUGAGAUGAACAGACAUUGGGAGAAAGAAACACAUCUGUGGAAGGGAUGAAAUUCAAGUGAAGAUGAUUAAUAUGAGCUUGGAGGUCAGAGGAAAAGGCCAGUCUAGAUAUAUAAACUUGGAAGUAACGAGCACAUACAUGGUAUUUAAAUUCAUAGAAUUUGAGUAGAAUCCCCAAGGGAGUGAAUAACAAAAAGAGAUUCAAAUUUGAGCCUUAGAGCCCUCAUGCUAAUAGGCCUUGGGAUAUGAGAAGAAAUCAACAGACCAUAAAAGGGAGCAGCCAAUGAAAUAGAAAAAAACUUGGAAAUUGCAGAAGUGACAUAAAGCGGACUGAAAGGCAGGAAUUGAUCAACUGUGUUCAAUGCUGUUGUUGAGAGGUUAAGAAAAUAAGGACUGAAAACUGACCAUUAGAUUCACAAAAGGAGAUCAAUCACCAGUGUCCUGGCCAAGAGGACAUCUUGUGGAGUGAUAGAGUGAAAACUUGAAGGAACAAAGUUCGUGAGUGAAUAAGUCUGGAAGUAGCAUCUAUGAGCUGCUUUUAAAAAAAGAGAGCCAGAAAGUAAGUGAGUUCAACGAUUUUUUUAAAACAGCUUUAUUGAGAUAUAAUUUACAUUUAUUUCAUAGCCUUGUUUUAUAUAUCCAUUUAUUUAUUUUGAGUUAGGAGAAAUAAGAUCAUGCAUGCAUGUAUUUAUUCUGUUGAGAAUAAUCCAAAAGAGGAGGAAAACCUUGAUGAUAUGGAUAGAGAUGAAUGAAUUGCUGGCAUAAAAUUCUUGGAUGGAAUCCAGUAUACAAAUGAAAGAGUUAACCUCUGGCAGUGGCACAGAGAGUUCAUCCGGAUAAAUAAGAAGGUAGGUAGAGUUUGAGUAGAAAGCUGGUAGAGUUUUCUUUUGACAGCUUUUGUUUUCUCAGUAAAACUGGAAAUAACGUUAUUAAUAGAAAGGGAUGUUGGGAAAGAGGUGUUGGAUGUUGGAGAGGAGAGAAGAUAUGAAAUAGAAGAGUGUGACAGCCAAUGAACUAAAAGAAUAAUUGCCUAGCUGUCUUAAGGGUCCAUCUGGGGUAAUGAAUUUGAGAUACACAAAUUAGCAUAUUUUACCCAGUUGUGUUCAUCUGCAUAGUGUAGUUGGGAGCAGGAAAGAGUUUAAUUUAAGCCAUGGUUAGGGUUGUGCCAAGCAAGUGCGAUGAAAUAUUCCCCUAUUCUCCUAAGCAAAAAGUAGUCUCACUUUCCUUGGAGCUUCCAUAGUGUUUCUCUUCAAUCUUGCUUAUUGAAAUGUUCUAUCUUGCAUAUAUUCUUGUUGCUCAACAGCCCCUAAUAACUUUGUAUCAUUCUAGUCCUCUAUGUGUCUAAGCCUACUGUGAAGCAUAUAGCAGAAUAAUUACAUCAUAAUGGUAAUCUAAAAAAUAGGAUUCCCGGGAUCAAAUCUUCUUCACGAUGAAGCCAUAUAUGAUAAAGAAAAGAACAUCAUCAAUGGCAGUGUUACUGUAAGUCACAUGUCUCAAAGUAUAGUAUAGCUCCCUCUGAAAUAUACUUUUUUCUAUGUUGGAAAGAAGUCCUUUAUGAACUAUCUUUAUGAAUUUGUGAAUCAUUGAAAGAAACAGAGCUGGGCUUUGUAAAAAUGACAGAAUCAGUGAGUCAGUCUUUAGUCUCUUUAACCUUCAUUUGUUACCUCUUUCUCUGUUCUGGGAGUGAGUCCUCCUCUCCAGCACUAAAAUGUCUAUUGUUUACCAUCUCCAAAUGCCUGACUCAUAGAAAAAGCUCUGAUACUUAUACUGGUGUGAGAUUUAAUAUUGCAUAACCUUCAGUAAACGUGCCACCUUAACCAGGCAAAUGCAAUUGAAAUGUUCAAUCUGUUAAGUUCCGUGCCCUUUCAAAAUAAUUUAAGACUCAACAAAUAAACUAAACAGAUUUGGCCGGCCAAGGAGCAUGUGUAAAAGCAUUCAAUAUGCAUUGGUUGAGGCCCUCAGAACAGGUAGGAAUUAUUUAUUUGUUUUUAAUUAGUUGAGUAAUGAGUGGAUAAAGGGGAAGAAAAAGGAUGUUGGUCCAUACCUUUUCCCCCUUCCUGGAUACUUCUGCUUUUCUGGGGAGAAUAAACUAAGGACUGCUUUCACUUUAGCUGCCGAAGUCUUCUUGGUAGCAAUUGGGAGCAGAUGAAGAGCAAAUGGCAUCAUUGAAGCUGUGGAGUUGGCCUUUCCUUUUUCUAAGUCCACCUGACUGGCACGAGAGAUUCCUCCAUUGUCAAUCCUCUCGAUCCUGCUUAUGAUAGACAAGACCAGAACUUCUCUGAGAUUCUAACUUGAACUUCUCUCUUUACCCAGGAUAUCUAGAUACAUAUUAAUGAAUGCUAUUUUCUAUUUAAAUUUGCUUUUGUCCUAAAACAUUCUUCUUACGUUGUUUCCAUUUUAAUGUCUUUCUACUUACUUAUAUAUCUUAUUGUAAAAUAAAAACUUACAUCAUUGGAGUCUGACAUAUCCUCGUGAAUAAUAAAGCUAUUACUGUACAGUUAUACAUCUUAGUACAUUUAUACCUGUACUUAUGCAAUAGUUCUAUAUUUUUUCUAAGAAAAUGCCUAAUAACAUAUUGAUAAGUAAAGAGUUCUUUGUUUCAAAGUAGGUUAAUGUUUAAAAUACAUUUUGUUGUUAAGGGAAAGACAAUCACAAUAUUUGAGUUUCUUGAGGUAUUAAGACUCCUGCAGUGAUUAAUAGGGGGCAGAUAAAUGUGUGUAUCCUCAGCGUAUUUGGUUUUUAAUCCUGGGGCUUUUAGUUCCUGGCUUUGUUGUUUGCACAGGGCGGCAAGAAGGCAUGCUCUGGGUUUGGUAUAAGCUGGAUUUGGUCCAAAAACAGGAUGUCACAGGAGUAAGGCACUAAACUGACUGAAAAUAGAUUUUGUCUUUGACAGGCGAUGACAUUUACCUUUGGUCUCUCAUCACCAAGUUUACCACACCUAGCCCAUGAUGACAGACAGUGGGAUGAGUUGGUAUAAAAACCAAAGUUACAGGGGCCCUUGCGGACCUGUCUCUCCAGAAUGACUAUCCUCCAUUUCUAGGUCCCAAAUCAUAACCAUGAAGUUGAUCUUAUGGUACUUGGCUGUGGCACUUUGCUUCUGCUGCAAAGAUGUGGAAGCCCUAUUUUACCGACAGAAUUCAGGUGGUAAAACAGCUGCAAGCAGAUCAGGAGAGGCUGGAGACAAGUCCAGACAACGUCGAGAUACUGCACGUACAAAGUCAGAAGACACCCUGGCAGGUGGCUUUUCUUACGGUAGUUCAUCCUCUGGUGACUCAGACAGGAAAAAGCCACACUUUAGCUUAGAAAUUGGUGCUCAAGGUGAGGCUGAAGACAAGUCCAGAGACCGUUGGGAUGCUGGAAGUUCACAGUCAGAAGACACCCCAGCAGGUGGCUUUUUUUAUGGUAGUUCAUCCUCUGGUGACUCAGACAGAAAAAAGCCACUCUUUAGCUUUGAAUUUGGUGCUUCCGGAGAGGCUGAAGACAAGUCCAGAGAACCUCGGGAUGCUGAAAGUUUAAGGUCAGAAGACACUCCAGCAGAUAGCACCAACACAAGACUUGGUGCUGGUUUUAGUAGCAGUGGUGCCUCUCUGAAUGUGGGAUUUGGUUUGGGGACCUCUGAUGAAAAGAGAUUGGAAGUCGGUAGAGCUGAUGGGAGUGAAACUAGAGGCAGUGGACCUGCUGGGGGUGAAACCAUAGUCUUUGGAUCUGAUGCAGGUAGCUCAGUUGGAACUGUUUCUUCUGGUUUGAAACUUGCAGCAGGGAAAGGUGAUGCUGCAUUUAGUUUUGAAGUUUCUGAUUCGAGUUCAUUUGGUGACAGUGGCAUUAUUAGCAAAACAGUUGAAGGAGAUCAAAUGAGUAGUUCUGGAGGAUCUAUUUCCGUUGAUUUAAGUGAUACCAGUUUAAGAAGUGAGAAUCAAUUUGUUGGUGGUGGCUCUCGAAAUCUGAUAUCCAAUUUAUGGGAUUCUGGCCAAAAGGGAUUUGGAAUCAAGGAAAUUGGAGGGAAUGGAGUGAGUGGCAGUGUAUCUGCUGAGGCUGGAUCCAAAGGUGUUGGAUCUGAUGCCAGUAGCUCAGGUGGCUCAAGUGCAAAAAAUGGGUUUGAAUAUCCUGGUGGUAUCUCUGAAGAUUCAGGAGUCAUAUUGGGGUCAUCUGAUCAACAUGGAUUUAAAGUCAGUAGAACUGGUGGGAAUAGAAAGAGAAGCAGUGAACCUGCUAAGGCUGGAAGCUUGAGUCCUGGAUCUGAUGUCAGUGACUCAGGAGGAAACACUUGGUCUUCUGGUUCUGGAAGUGGUGGAGAAAGUAAGAGUACAGAUGGACUUGGUGUUAGUGCUUCUGGACUAAAUGGUGAAACUGGCCUUAGUGGUACAGGUGUCACCAGUUCAUCUGAAUACAGUACGUCUGAACCACUCAAUACUCCAGAAAAAGGAUCCCAUAUUCCAGAAGCAACUCCAAAAUACUCAGAAACAAGUGCAAUUAUUGGUGAAGCGUCUACCUGGAGCAAAGGAGCAUAUAAAUCUUUCAAUGGCCGAAUCUUUUCCUUUGAAUCUUCAUGCCCAUACACUUUCUGUCGUCACUGUGUUGAAUCUGGAGGAGAUUUCAAUAUUGAGAUCAAACGAAACAAUGAUAGCGAGAUUGAAAAAAUAACAGUUCUCAUUGACAAUAAUGACAUCUCUAUUUUUGGUGACACUAUUUUAGUUCAUGGAGAAAGUGUACAGAUACCAUAUAACAAUAAGUUGAUUCACAUUAAAAAAUUUGGAGAAUAUAAUGUUCUGAAUAGCCGUAGAGGAAUCCUGACUUUAAUGUGGGACAAAAAUAACAAACUCUCACUAACUCUUCACAAGCAGUAUCCAACUUGUGGUCUUUGUGGUAACUUCAACAGCACUCCAGGACAAGAUAUUAAUGAGCACAUUGCCAAUAGUAAAAUUCCUGGUAAUUGUCCCAGUGCUGUUGGUAAAAUCUAUGAAGUUUGUGAAGAUGGAAUACAGUACUGUAACAAAAUUAUUGGAACCUACUUUGAGAAAUGUGGAAAGGUUGUUGCUCUCUCCAAUGACUACAAAAUGAUCUGCAUUGAUGAAUACUGUCAAACUAGAGACAAAACAUCCACAUGUGACACGUAUUCAGAACUGUCCCGCCUCUGUGCCUCAGAUGGUCCUGGCAUCUUUGAAUCCUGGAGAAGCGAUUCUGAUGUGGCUUGUGAAACACAAAGAUGUCCAGAACAGCAUAUCUACAAAGAAUGUGGACUCUCCAAUCCUGCAACUUGUUCCAAUGUGGCUCCUUUUCAAGACAGUGAAUGUGUGAGCGGCUGCACCUGCCCAGAAGAUUAUCUGUUGGAUGACAUUAGAGAGAAAGGAAAAUGUGUAUUAAAGGCUGAAUGUCCCUGUGAAUCCAACGGAAAAGUGUAUCAGGCAGGAGAAGUCCGAGAAGGUCCUUGUGGUUCUCAGUGCACAUGCCAAGAUGCAAAGUGGUCUUGCACUGAAGCAUUAUGCCCUGGAAGAUGUAAGGUGGAAGGAAGUUCCUUUACCACCUUUGAUGGUGUUAAGUACAACCAUCCUGGAAACUGCCACUUCCUGGCCAUUCACAAUGAAGAUUGGUCUAUUAGUGUUGAGCUCCGUCCAUGCCCAAGUGGUCAGACAGGAACGUGCUUAAAUAGUGUUACACUUCUCUUGAAUUCUUCUGUUCCAGUUGACAAAUAUAUAUUCAACAGUGAUGGAACAGUCACAAAUGACAAGAUUAGUAACCAAGGUUAUUACUAUUCAGAUAAAAUACAGAUCUUCAAUGCAUCUUCCUCAUACCUUCAAGUAGAAACAUACUUUCAUGUAAAACUACAAAUACAAAUUGUUCCUGUGAUGCAAUUAUAUGUUUCUAUGCCACCCAACCAAUUCACAGACACUGUGGGACUCUGUGGUUCCUAUAACAACAAGGCAGAGGAUGAUUUCAUGUCAAGUCAGAAUAUACUGGAGGAGACAUCUCAGGCAUUUGCCAAUUCUUGGGAAAUGAUGUCCUGUCCUAAAGGAAACCCCUCUUCAUGUAUCAGUAUAGAAAAAGAAAAGUUUGCUGAAAGGCACUGUGGAAUUCUUCUCGAUUCAAGCGGGCCUUUUGCUUCCUGCCACCCAAUUGUGAACCCUAAACCCUAUCAUGAGGAAUGCAAAAAAUAUACUUGCACUUGUGAAAACAGUCAAGACUGCCUAUGUACAAUUUUAGGCAACUAUGUGAAGGUGUGUGCUGAGAAGGAAACAUACAUAGUAGGAUGGAGAACUGGCCUAUGUGAACAUUCUUGUCCAAGUGGUCUAGUUUUCAAGUACAACGUAAAAGCCUGUAAUAGUUCUUGCCGAUCAUUGUCAGAGAGAGAUAGGAGCUGUGAUGUGGAAGAUGUUCCAGUUGAUGGAUGCACCUGCCCUGAUGAAAUGUACCAGAAUAAUGAAGGAAACUGUGUACUGAAAUCUCAGUGUGACUGCUACAUAAAUGACGAGGUCAUGAAACCAGGCAAACUCAUCCACAUUGAUGACAAUAAAUGUGUCUGUCGGGAUGGAAUUCUUCUUUGCCAGAUUCCCAUUGAUUUAGCCCUACAAAAUUGUUCUGGAGGGGCUGAGUAUGUAGACUGCGGGGAUCCCAAAGCACAGAGAAGAACCGACAGAACAUGCAGCACUCGGAACAUACCUGUUUUUGAAGAGAACUUGCCUUGCAAACGUGGGUGCUUUUGUCCAGAAGGAAUGGUUCGGAAUUCUAAAGGGAUAUGUGUCUUUCCUGAUGACUGCCCCUGUUCUUUUGGUGGACGAGAAUAUGAUGAAGGAAGUGUCACUUCUGUUGGCUGCAAUGAAUGUACUUGCAUUAAAGGGUCUUGGAGUUGUACGCAAAAUGAAUGUCAAACCAUCUGCCACAUUUAUGGGGAAGGUCAUGUUAGAACUUUUGAUGGGAAAAGUUACAGUUUUGAUGGUCUCUGCCAGUAUUCAUUUCUUGAGGAUUAUUGUGGUCAUGAAAAUGGCACAUUUCGUAUUUUAACGGAGAGUGUUCCAUGCUGUGAAGAUGGGCUAACGUGCUCAAGAAAAAUCAUUGUUUCUUUUCAGGAUCAGAACAUUGUCUUGCAAGAUGGUAAAGUAACAGCAGUCAAAACUACAGAAAGUAAGGAAUGUGAACUCAGUGCAAAUGCAUACUCCAUACAUACUGUUGGCCUGUACUUAAUUGUGAAAUUUCAAAAUGGAAUAACCAUGAUUUGGGACAAAAAUACAAGACUGUCUCUUAUCCUGGAUCCAAGCUGGAAUGGUAAAGUGUGUGGUCUUUGUGGAAAUAACAAUGGUGAUCUCAAGGAUGAUUUCACAACAAGAUACACUUCAGUAGCUUCUGGAGCACUGGAAUUUGGGAAUAGUUGGAAAACAAGCCAAGAAUGUUCAGAUACAGUGGCUCAGACUUUCCCAUGUGAUUCAAACCCAUACUGUAAAGCCUGGGCUGUGCGGAAAUGUGAGAUCCUCAGAGACAGCACCUUCAGAGACUGCCACAACAAGGUUGACCCCAGUGCUUACUAUGAUGCGUGCAUCGAAGAAGCCUGCGCAUGUGACAUGGAGGGGAAGUACCUGGGAUUCUGCACUGCUGUGGCUAUGUAUGCAGAGGCGUGUAGUGCAGUUGGAGUCUGUGUCUCAUGGAGAAAACCAAAUCUGUGUCCUGUCUAUUGUGAUUACUACAAUGCACCUGGGGAGUGCAGCUGGCAUUAUGAGCCUUGUGGCACAGUGACAGCAAAGACAUGCAAAGAUCAGCUCAUUGGACAGAAAUUUUCUUCACUUUUAGAAGGUUGCUAUGCUAAGUGCCCAGAUAGUGCACCCUACUUGGAUGAGAACACCAUGAAAUGUGUCAGUUUAUCUGAGUGCAGCUGCUUCUAUAAUGAUAUCAUACCAGCAGGGGGAGUGAUCGAAGAUAAUUGUGGAAGAACAUGCUACUGUAUUGCAGGGCAGUUGGAGUGCAGUGAAACUGCUCCUACCAAUUCAACAUUUGCAGUUUCCACUACAACAGCUACCGCCAUAUUAAGCACUGGAGCAGCAAUUACACUGGUUACCAGUAGCCCAGGCACAGCAGCAUCCAUUCCAGGGAUUACAACAUCAAGCAGUGAAACAACAGGAACGACUCUAGGUCCUCUCACCAAACCUUUUACUGCAGGCAUUACUGAAACUCCAUUUCCCAUCAUCUCAACAUCUGGGAAUGCAGGCACAACACGAAUAGUGAGCCCCACCAUCACUCACGCUGCGGGCAUGGCAGGUACGACUGGAGAAUCCAUUGGUGCAACCACAGGAGCAGGCAGGGAAAGCACACCUGGAGCAUCAGGCACUGGGGCCACCAGCCCUGGGAACCCAGCAGUAGGAACAACUGGAGGAAUGGAUGCAGCCACCACUGGAGCUGCUGGUGAAAAUACAUCUGGGAGAACAGGAAGCACAGGAGUUUCUACAGGCUCUACCACUGCCAGCCCUGGAGCCUCAGCCACAACCUCUGAAAGCAGCAAAGCAGGAACUACUGGACCCUCAGUGGGUGAAAAAACUAGAGCCACAAGCAGUGAAGUGACACCAUCUGAAGGCACGUCAGGAACAACUGAAGGGAGAAAUGUAGCCACCACUGGAGCUGCUGGUGAAAACACUUCUGGAGCAUCAGGUCCAACAGAAGGGCCUGUGGAAGCCACCACCAGAGCAGGCAGUGGAAGCACAGCUGAAACAUCAGGUACUGGGGCCCCUGGCCCUGGAAACACAGCAGUGUCAGGCGCACCUGUGGUAUCACCUGGAGCAACGCCUGGAGUUCCAGGUAGCAGCACCCCCAAGGAAGCAGGCAUUGGAACCACCAGUCUUAGAAACUCAGGAACCCCAACAGUAUCUGUUGCCUCAACUACAAGUAGCCCUGUGAGUGAAAACACGAAUGCAGCCUCAGCCACAGCAGUGACAAUCUCUGGAAGCAAACCAGGCACGGCUGGAAUACCAGGUGGUGCAGCUAGUGGAGGUGAAAUGACAUCUGGGUGGUCCAGCAGUGGUACCACCAUGGGCUCUUCAAAUAAACCAGGGGCAACCAGAUCAUCAACUUGGGAGACAGAGACAACUGGACCAUCAGCUACAGUAAUAGGGAAUUAUGGACAAUCAUCUGAAAUAACAGGGACAAGUAAAUUAUCAUCUGAAGUUUCAGGGACAGUGAGGCCAUCAGAUGCAACAUCAGGAGCAACUGGAACAUCAGUUGCAGUGAAAAGGACUUCUGAACAAUUGUCAGGAGUCACAGGAGCAUCUGAACCAUCAGUUGGAGUGUCAGGGACAACUGAAUCAUUAACUGAAAUAUCAGGGACAACCAGACCAUUAAUUUCAGAAUUAAGAACAACUGGAUCAUUAUCUGGAGGGUCAAGGACAACUGAGCCUUCAUCAAGAGAAUCAGUGACAACUGGACCAUUAGCUGAAGGUUCAGGGACAAGUGGAAAAUUGGUUAUAGGAUCAAAAACAACUAGAUUAUCAGCUACUGAAAAAGGGACAACUGGGUCUUUUACUGGAGGAUUAGGUACAAGUAAAUCAUCUGCUAGAGAAACAGGGACAACUGAACCAUCAGCUGAUGGGUCAAGAACAACUGGACCAUCCGUUGUGGGAUCAGGGACAACUAGAUUAUUAGCUAGAGUGACAAGAACAACUGAACCAUCACCUGGAGUGGCAGAAACAACUAUACCAUCAGCUGAAGAAUCAGGAACAAAUGGACCAUUUGUUCUACUGACAGGAACAACUGGACAGUCAGGCAAAGGAUCAGGGACAACUGGAAAAUCUGUCAUAGAAUCAGGACCAUCUGUUGUAGAAUCAGGGACAACUGGAACAACAUCUGCAGGAUUAGCAACAACUGCACCAUCAACUGGAAGAUUAGGUACAACAAGACCAUCAGUUGGAGGAACUGAGACAACUGGACAAUCAGGUGAAGGAUCAGGAACAACAAUACCAUCAGCUAGAAUGACAGAUGUAACUGGAACAUCAGCUGAAGUAUCAGGAAGAAAUGAAUCAUCAGCUACAGGAUCAGGUACAAGUAGACCACUAGUUGAAAUAACAGAGAAAACUAUACCAUCAACAGAAAGAUCAGGGGCAACUGGACGGUUUGUCAUUGGAUCAGAAACAACUAGACCAUCAGUUAUAGGAUCAUGGGCAACUGGAACUUCAUCUGGAGGUUCAGGUACAACAAGGUCAUCAGGUGGAGGAACAGGGACAACUGAACAAUCAACUGUAAGGCUAGAAACAACUGGACCACUUUUUGCAUUGACAGGAAAAUCUGGACAAUCAACUAUAGUGACUGGGAAAUCUUCAAAUUCAGCUGGAGUGAGAAUAACAUCUGAAAAAUCGCCUGGAGUGGCAAUGACAACAGGACUAUUGGUUGAAGGACCAGCUACACCUGGACAAUCUCUUUUAAAAUCAGAGACAACUGAAUCAUCAGUUGGAGUUACAGUAACAUCUGGACAAUCAGCCAGAGUGACUGGGACAAAUGGACCAUCAGCAGGAGAGACAAGAACAACCGGACCAUCAACUGAAGGAUUAGUUUCAACUGUACCAUUUGUUAUUGGAUCAGAAACAACUAGAUCAUUAGUUAUAGGAUCAGGGACAACUGGAACUGUAUCUGGAGGUUCAAGUACAAUAAGAUCAUCACAUGGAGAAACAGGGACAACCAGACAGUCAAUUAAAAGAUUGGAAACAACUGUAUCACUUUCUGGAUUGAUGGGAACAUCUGGACAAUUGGUUGGAGUGACUGGGAUAUCUCUAAAAUCAGCUGGAGUAACAAUGACAUCUGAAAAAUCAGCUGGAGUUGCAGUGACAACAGGAUCAUUUGUUGAAGGAUUCACUACAACUAGACCACCUAUUUUAGAAUCAAAGACCACUAGACUAUCAGGUAGAGUGACAGUGACAUCUGGACAAUCAGCCAGAGUGACUGGGACAGUUGGAGCAUCAGCUGGAGUGACAGAAACAACUGGACCAUCAACUGAAGGAUCAGGGGCAACUGUAUCAUCUGUUGUGGGAUCAGGAGAAACCAGACCAUUACCUAGUGAAUCAGGUACAACUGAAUCAUCAGCUGGGGUGACAGGGACAAGGCCAUCAUCAGGAGGAUCAGGGACAACUGAGUCAUCCUCAAUAAAAUCAGCAACAACUGGACCAUCACAUGAAGGAUCAGGAACAACUAGACUAUCAGCUGGAGUGACAGUGACAUCUGGACAAACAGCUAGAAAUACUGGGGCAACUGGAGUACCAGCUGUAGUGACAGCAACAAUGACACCAUAUUUUGUCAAAUCAGGGACAACUGGACCAUCUGUUGUAGGAACAAUGACAACUGGAACUUUAGCUGGAGGAUCAGGUACAACAAGAUUAUCAGAUGGAGAAACAGAGACAACUGGGCAAUCAGCUGUAAGCUCAACAGAAUCAUUUGCUGGGUUGACAACAUCUGGACAAUCAGCUGGAAUGGCUGGGACAUAUGCACAAUCAGCUGGAGUGGCACUAACAACAGGUUUAUUUGUUGAAGGAUUAGUGACAACUGGAUCAUCUACUGUAGGACUAGAGACAGCUAGACCUUCAGUUGUAGGAUCAGGAACAACUGGCCCUCCUGUUGUAAAAGCAGAGACAACUGGACCAUCAGUUGGAUUGACAGUGACAUCUGGACAAUCAGCUAGAAUGACUGGGUUAACCAGACCAUCAGUUGGAGUGACAGGAACCACAGGACCAGCCAGUAAAGGAUUAGGGACCACUAGACCAUCUGCUGUACGUUUAGAGACUACUGAACCAUCAGCUGAUGGAUUGGGAACAACUGAACCACCUAUUGUAGAAGGAAAGACAACUACACCAUCAGCUAGAGUGACAGUUACAUCUGGAGACUCACAUAGAGUGACGGGAGCAACUGAACUAUUGGCUGGAGUGACAGGAUCCACUAAACCAUCUGUGGUAGGAUCAGAGACAACUGGAUCAUCUGUUACAGGAAUAAAGACAACUGCAAAAACUUCAUCUGGAGGAUUAAGUACAACUACAUCAUCAGUUGGAGGAACAGGGACCACUGGACAAUCACCUGAAAUAUCAGGGACCACAGGACCAUCUGCACAAUCAGCUGGAGUGGUAGUAACAACAGGACUUUUUGUUGAAGGCUCAUUGACAACUAGAAAAUCUCUUGUAGGAUCAGUAACAACUGGAUUAUCAGCUGAAGCUACAGGGACAACUGGACCAUCUGUUACUGGAUCAGGAACAACCAGACCACUAGUUAUAGGAUCAUGGACAGCUGGAACUUCAUCUGGAGGACUGGGUACAACUAGUCCAUCAGUUGGAGGAACAGAGACAACUGGACAAUCAGCUGCAGGAUCAGUGACAACAGAGACAGUUUCUGAAUUGACAGAAACCUCUGGUCCAUCAGCAGAAGUAACAGUGACACCUGGAAAAUUACCUGCAGUGACUCAGACAACUGGAUCAUCAGCUGCAGUAUCAGGGACAACUGUACAAUCUCUUAGAUUAUCACAAACAACUAGAACGUCAUCUGGAGAAACAGAAACAACUGGAUCAUUAGUUAAAGAAUCAGGGACAACUGAACCAUCAGAUGUAAGAUCAGGGACUACUGGACCAACAGCUGGGGUGACAGGGACAACUGGACUGUCAGCUGGAGUGACAGGGACAAGUGAACUGUCAGCUGGAGUGACAGGGACAAAUGUACUGUCAGCUGGAGUGACAGGGACAAAUUUACUUUCAGCUGGAGUGACAGGGACAAGUGGACUAUCAGCUGGAGUGACAGGGACAACUGGGCUAUCAUCUGGGGUGACAGGGACAAUUGGAUCACCAGCUGAAGCAACAAGGACAACUGGACUAUCAGCUGGAGUGACAGGGACAAGUGGACUCUCAGCUGGAGUAACAGGGACAAGUGGAUUAUCAGCUGGAGUGACAGGGACAACUGGGCUAUCAGCUGGGGUGACAGGGACAAUUGGAUCACCAGCUGAAGCAACAGGGACAACUGGACUAUCAGCUGGAGUGACAGGGACAAAUGGACUAGGAGUGACAGGAACAACUGGGCUAUCAGCUGGGGUUACAGGGACAGUUAGAUCACCAGCUGAAGCAACAGGGACAAGUGGACUGUCAGCUGGAGUGACAGGAACAAGUGGACUAUUACCUGGAGUGACAGGGACAAGUGGACUGUCAGCUGGGGUGACAGGGACAAGUGGACUGUCAGCUGGAGUGACAGGAACAAGUGGACUAUUACCUGGAGUGACAGGGACAAGUGGACUGUCAGCUGGGGUGACAGGGACAAGAAGACUAUCAGCUGGAGUGACAGAGACAAGUGGAAUGUCAGCUGGAGUGACGAGGACAAUUGGAUUGUCAGCUGUGGUGACAGAGUCAAUUGGAUCACCAGCUGGAGUGACAGGGACUAGUGGACUCUCAGCUGUGGUGACAGAGUCAAUUGGAUCACUAGCUGAAGCGACAGGGACAACUGGACUGACAGGGACAAGUGGACUAUCAGCUGGAGUGACAGGGACAAUUGGAUCACCAGCUCAGGUGACAGGGACAAGUAGACCAGCUGGGGGGACAGGGAUAACUGGACCCUCAGCUGGAGUGACAGGGACAACUGGACUAUCAGCUGGGGUGACAGGGACAACUGGAUCAGCAGCUUGGGUAACAGGCACAACUGGAUCAUCAGGUGGAGUGACAAGGACAACUGGACUGUCAGUUGAAGCAUCAGGGACAACUGGACUAUCAGCUGGAGUGACAGGGACAACUGGGUCAUCUGCAAGAUCAGGGACAAGUCUACCAUCGGUUGGAAAAACAGGAACAACCAGAACAUCAGUUGAAGAAUCACAGACAACUGGACCAUCAGCUGAAAUAACAGGUACAAAUGGACUGUCAGCUGGAGUGACAGGGACAACUGGACCAUCAGCUGGAGCAACAGGGACCACUGGACUAUCAGCUGGGGUGAUGGGGACAAAUAGACUAUCAGCAGGAGUGACAACGACUACUGGAUCAUCAGCUGGGGUGACAGGGACAAAUGAACUAUCAGCUGGGGUGACAGGGACAACUGGGCUACCAGCUGGGGUGACAGGGACACCUGGACUGUCAGCUGCAGUGACAGGGACAAGUGGACUAUCAGCUGGGGUGACAGGUACAAUUGAAUCAGCUGGGAUGACAGGGACAACUGGACUGUCAGCUGGAGUGACAGGAACAACUGGAUUAUCAGCUAGAGUGACAGGGACACCUGAACUGUCAGCUGAAGUGACAGGGAAAAUUAGACUCUCAGUUGGAGUGACAGGGACUACUGGACCAUCAACUGAAAUGACAGGGACAAUUGGACUAUCAGCUGGGGUGACAAGUACCACUGGACCACCAGCUGAAGUGACAGGGACAACUGGGCUAUCAUCUGGGGUGACAGGGACAACUGGAUCAUCUGCAAGACCUGGGACAAGCAUAUCGGCUGAAAAAACAGGAACAACCAGAACAUCAGUUGAAGAAUCAAGGACAACUAGACCAUCAGCUGGAAUAACAGUUACAAAUGGGCUAUCAGCUGGACUGACAGGGACAACUGGACCAUCAGCUGUAAGAUCGGUUACAACUGGACCAUCAGCUGGCACAACCACUGGGACAGGAACUACUGGAGAGCCAGGAACUAAAAUUAUAGCCCAUGAAGGCAAGUCUAGUUACAGAAAGCUAAGGCAUGCUGAGAUCAAACUAGGUGAACACACGAGAAGAUCAUCUUUCAUCCUUCAAAGGAACACACAGAUGUCAUCUAGAUUCAGAUCUUCUCAUGGCAGAAUGAGUCAAUAUGGUGACUUCUGGACUUUCUGUGUUUCAGGUACCAUUAGCGUAACCACUGGCACAACUCUUGCCCCUAGAAGUUCCAACACAGGAACUUCUGGUGAUAUUUUGGGGAAAACUCCCAAACCUGGAAGUUUUGUCUUAGAGACCACAAAUGCUACAGGGACUCCUGGAGCAGGACUGUCAGGAGGCACCACUGUCAUUUCUUCUGAAGUCAGUACCAGUUCAGAAGUUUCCAACACAGGUAUCACUGGAGUAGGUUCUGAGACAUCUGUUGAAACAGGAAUUUCCAACACAGAAUUCACUAUUCCAUAUCGUGUCUCAGAGGCCACAAUUUCCACAGAACGUGUUGGCACCACUGAAGCUUCAUUCAAAAUAGCCACGACUGGGGUGGCUCCCAGCACAACCCUUGCCCGUGGCAGUUCCAGUACAGAGGCCACAACUUCCAUAGGAGGAAGUGCGUUAACAAGAGGCGGAAUAGUGACAGCUGCCACUGGGGCAUUCUCUGGAAAGACUCUGGAACCUUGGAAUGACAAUACAGAGGCCACAAGUUCCACAGGAGGGGUCCGGGCCACCAAAUCAGAAGCUCCAGGAGAAGCAACAACUAUCAGAGGAGGCAGGGGCAGUACUGAAAGUGAAUUCAGAACAGAGGCCACCACUUUCCUAGGAGUAAGUGAAACAACACGUGUUGGAAGAGCCACAGGGGCCACAACUUCCAUAGUAGGGAGUGUCACCAGCCAAGCAGAACAUCCAGGAGGUACUUCUGGUGAAUUCCCAGGAACAACCAGUACAUAUGGAGAUUCCCACACAGAGGCUACAACUCUGACAGGAGGCAGGGGCAGUAUUGGAACUGAAUCCAGAGCAGAUACCACAGCAUACCUUGGAGGAAGUGGGACCACAAGAGGUGAAUUAGCCACAGUUACCAUUGGGGCAUUCUCCAAAAAGACUCUGGAACCUGGCAGUGACAACACAGAGGCCACAAUUUCCACAGGAGGGGUCAGUAACACCAGGUCAGAAGCUCCAAGAGGUACUUCUGGUGAAUUCCCAGGGACAACACUUACAUCUGGAGGUUCUCAUACAGAGGCCACAACUCUCACAGGAGGUGGGGCCAGUACUGGAACUGAAUCCAGAGCAGAUGAAGCCACCACGAGGGCAGCUCCUGGCACAACUCUUGCCCCUGGCAGUUCCAACACAGGGGCCACAGCUUCUCUAGGUGAAAGUGUAACGACAAGAGGUGGAAUAACCAGCGCUACCACUGGAGCAUUCUCUGGAAAGACUCUUGAACCUGGGAAUGAAAACACAGAGGCCACAAGUUCCACAAGAGGAAUCAGCAUCACCGGGUCAGAAGCUCCAGCAGAGGCCACAACUCUCACAGGAGACAGAAGGAGUACUGGAAGUGAAUCCAGAACAGCCACCACUGGGGUAGCUCCUGGCACAACCGUUGCCCCUGGCAGUUCCAAGACAGAGGCCACCACGUUCCCAGGAGUAAGGGGAACAACAAGUGUUGGAAGAGCCACGGGGGCCACAACUUCCACAGUAGGAAGUGACACCAGCCAAGCAGAACGUCCAGGAGGUCCAACUGUGGUUUCACCUGGCCUCAGCAGUAGUUCACAGAGCUCCAGGCCAGGCACCUCUGUCACACCAGAGAGCUCAGCAUCUGAAAGUGAAACAGUUUUAGUUACUGAAUUCUCUGGGACAACUGCUAUAUCUAGAACUUCCCACACAGAGGCCACAACUUUAACAGAAGGCCGCAGCGUUCCUCCGUCUGGAUCCAGCCCAGUAGGUACCACUCCAGCAUCAGGAGGCCAAGCAACUGGGAGCCUGACAGCCACCACUGGGGUAGCUCCUGGCACAACUGUUGCCCCUGGCAGUUCCAACACAGAGGCCACAACUUCUGUAGGAGAAAGAGGAACAACAAAAGUUGAAAUAAUGAAAGGUACCACUGGAGGAUUAUCUGGAACAACCAUUAUAUCUGAAAGUUCCACCACAGCAAGCAUCACUGCAGCGUCAGGGAAGCAUGCAGGAACCUCUGCAGUAGCUUCUGCCACAACAGUUGCCCCUGGAAGUUUCAGCACAGCAGCCACAGCAUCUCCUGGAGCAAGUGGAAUGACUGGGUUUACAACAACUACAAAGACCACAACUUCCCUAGGAGGAAGUGGCACCACUGGAGCAGAAAUAAAAUCAGCCACCACUGGAGCACCAGGAAGUAGGACAGGCACAGCUGGAGUGCCCUCUGACACAACAGUGGCCCCUGGGAGCUCCAGCUCGGACGUCACAACUUCUGUAGGAAAAAAUGGAAUAACAAAAGCUGAAAUAAUCACAGGUACUACUCAGGGCAUCUCUGGCAGAACUCUGGAAGCUAAAAGUGCCCACACAGAGGCCACAACUUUCCCAGGAGGCAGCGGGACCACCCGAGCAGGACCACCUGGAGUUACCAUUGGAGAAUUGUCUGGAAUGACCAUUAUAUCCGGAAGUUCUAACACAGAGGCCACCACUUCCACAGAAGGGACUGGCACUUCUGGAACUGGAUUCAAAGUCGCAGGCAUCACUGCAGCAACAGGGAAGCAAGCAGGAACCUCUGCAGUAGCUCCUGCCACAACAGUUGCCCGUGGAAGUUUCAGCACAGCAGCCACAGCGUCUCCUGGAGCAAGUGGAAUAACUGGGGUUACAACAACUACAAAGACCACAGCUUCCCUGGGAGGAAGUGGCACCACUGCAGCAGAAAUAAAAUCAGGAACCACCACUACAGCACCAGAAAGUAGGACAGGCACAGCUGGAGUGCCCUCUGCUACAACAGUUGCCCCUGGGAGCUCCAACUCAGAGGCCACAACUUCUUUGAGAGAAGGUGGAAUAACAAGAACGGAAAUAAUCACAGAGGCCACAACUUUCUCUGGAGGCAGCGGGACCCCUCAAGCAGGACUACCCGGAGAGACCACCACUUCCGUAGAAGGGACAGGUUCUUCUGGAACUGGAUUCAAAACUGCAGGCAUCACUUCAGCCCCAGGGAAACAAGCAGGCACCUCUUGGGUGUCUCCUGCCACAACAGUUGCUCCUGGAAGUUUCCGUACAGUAGCCACAACAUCUUCUGGAGCAAGUAGAAUGACGGGGGCUGAACCCACCUCAGAGACCACAACUUCCCUAGGAGAAAGUGGUACUACCGGAGCAGAAAUAAAAUCAGAAGCCACUACUGGAGCACUACGAAGUAAAACUGGUACAUCUGGAGUGCCCUCUGCUACAACAGUUGCCCCUGGGAGCUCCAACUCAGAAGCUGCAACUUCUGUAGGAGAAAAUGGAAAAACAAGAGCUCAAAUAAUCACAGGUACUACUGAGGGCAUCUCUGGCAAAUUUCAGGAACCUGGAAGUGCCUACACAGAGGCCACAACUUUCCCAGGAGGCAGCGGGAACACCCAAGCAGGACCACCUGGAGGUACCACUGGAGAAUUGACUGGAAUGACCAUUGUAUCUGGAAGUUCUAACACAGAGGCCACGACUGCCACAAAAGCGACUGGUACUUCUGGAACUGGAUUCAAAACUGGCACCUCUGGGGUGGCACCUGGCACAACAGUUGCUCUGGGACGUUUCAGCACAGCAGCAACAACUUCUCCUGGAGCAAGUGGAAUGGCUGGGCUUAGCACCACUUUAAAGACCACAACUUCCCUAGGUGGAAUUGGUACCACGAGAACUGAAAUAAAACCAGGAGUCACCACUGGAGCACCAGGAAGUAAGACAGGCACAGCUGGAGUGCCCUCUGCUACAACAGUCGCCCCUGGGAGCUCCAACUCAGAGACCACAACCUCUGUAGGAGAAAGUGGAAUCACAAGUGCUGAAAUAGUCACAGGUAUUACUGAGGGCAUCUCUGGAAAAACUCUGGAAGCUGGAGGUGCCCACACAGGAGCCACGACUUCCUCAGGAGGCAGCGGGACCACCCGAGCAGGCCCACCAGGAGGUAUCACUGGAGAAUCUUCUAGAACGACCAUUAUAUCUGGAAGUUCUAACACAGAGACUACAACUUCCAUUGAAGAGACUGGUACUUAUGGAACUGAAUUCAAAACUGCAGGCAUCACUACAGCUCCAGGAAAGCAAGCAGGCACCUCUGUGGCACCUGGCACAAUAGUUGCCCCUGGAAGUUUCAGCACAGCAGCUACAACUUCUCCUGGAGCAAGUGGAGUGACUGGCACUGGACCCACUGCAGGAGCCACUGCUGGAGCACCAGAAAGUAAGACAGGCACAGCUGGAGUGCCCUCUGCUACAACAGUGGCCCCUGGGAGCUCCAGCUCAGAGGCUACAACUUUCUCUGGAAUCACUGAAGCAGUAACAGUCCCAGGAUCCAUGACCACUGCACCGGGGAGCCAACUGUCCAGCAGUCAAACGGUGAUUCCAGGUGCCAGCAGCAUCAUCUCUCACACAACUGUUGAACCUGGAAGUUCUGUUAUAGGCACCACUGGUGUGGCCUUGAGCACAACUAUUGCACCAGGAAGUUCCAGCGCAGAAGCCAUAACUUCCACGGGAGUCAGUAGAACCACUGUAGUGGGAUGGAAAACAGGAGCUACCACUAGAGGAUCAGCAAACCAAGGAACUGGAAGCACAAUAGGGAUAUCAGGUGGCCAAGUCACUAGCACUCAACUAGAAGCUACCAGUGGCACAUCUGAGAGACAAAACCCUGGAAGUGAAAUAGGCACCACUGGUAUAGUCUCUGGCACAACAGUUGCAUCUGGAAGUUCCAAUACAGAGGCCACAACUUCUUUGGGCAAUGGUGGAACCACUGAGGCUGGAAGUAAAAUAGUUACCACUGGGAUAACUACUGGCACAACCAUUUUACCUGGGAGUUCCAACACAAAGGCUACGGCUUUUACAGAUGUUGGAGCCACCACUGGAGUUGGAAGAGCAACUGUUUCUUCCAAGGGAGCAUCUGACACAACCACUGCUCCUGGACCUCCUACCACUGCAGUCACAGCUUCCACAGGAGUAAAAGGAACCUCUGGAACUGGAGUGCAAACAGGCUCCACCUUGGUUGCAGCUGGAGUCACAACAAGACAACAAGUAUCCCAGCCAGAAACCACUGUCGUAACAAUCAAAGAAACUGAAAACAAAACAGAAUGUCUAAUAUCACUUCCACCAGCUCCAGUUUGCCAUGGUCCACUGGGAGAAGAGAAAUCUCCUGGAGACACAUGGACUGCCAAUUGCCACAGAUGUACCUGUACAGAUGCAAAGACUAUAGACUGUAAACCUGAGGAGUGUCCUUCUCCACCCACAUGCAAAACCGGCGAGAAGCUUGUGAAGUUCAAAUCUAAUGACACCUGCUGUGAAAUCGGAUACUGUGAACCAACAACAUGUUUAUUUAACAAUACUGAUUAUGAGAUUGGUGCUUCAUUUGAUGACCCCACCAACCCCUGUGUUUCCUACUCCUGCAAAGACACUGGCUUUGCUGCAGUAGUCCAGGACUGCCCAAAGCAGACCUGGUGUGCAGAAGAAGACAGAAUCUAUGAUUCAAAAAAAUGUUGCUAUACAUGUAAGAAUAAUUGCAGAUCGUCCCCUGUAAAUGUGACUGUUAUCUACAGUGGUUGCAAGAAAAGAGUUCAGAUGGCAAAAUGCACAGGGGAAUGUGAAAAGACUGUCAAGUACAAUUAUGAUAUCUUACUCUUGGAGCAUUCAUGCCUUUGCUGCCGAGAAGAAAACUAUGAACUCCGAGACAUUGUUCUUGACUGUCCUGAUGGCAGUACAAUCCCUUACCAAUACAGGCACAUCACUACCUGCUCUUGUUUAGACAUAUGUCAACCAACUACGACCUUCAUGUACAGUUAAUGCUGAUAUCAUCUUCCCAGUUUUAACAGGCCUGGUAUUUAUUUUACAAGUGAACAAAAAUAAUCAUUUAAAGAGUGAGAAUAACUAAACAUUUGUAUCUUGCUCAAAACAAUGGGUUCUCUUUAUGAGGAAUUUUGUUCUCUUGUUGACUAGAUCUGAAAAAUAAACACAACUUUACAAGCAA